Molecule: messenger RNA, 1086 nt
Organism: Frankliniella occidentalis (western flower thrips)
Lineage: Eukaryota; Metazoa; Arthropoda; Insecta; Thysanoptera; Thripidae
Exons: 6
Coding region: 179-949 (256 amino acids)
Cellular component (GO): extracellular region
Molecular function (GO): chitin binding
Source: RefSeq, a predicted model, not a curated record
UGGGGGAAUGACAUGGGCCGCACUCGUCAGGGGUAAUGCUUGGGUGUGGAGCGCGUUCCGUCGGGCGGGCUAGUAUUAUCUCCUUGGAGCUCACCAGCAGCCCAUCCACACUCACUAUCAAACUAAUGUUUCAGCGCACUGGGUGUCGGGGCUCGCCUUGUUGGUCUGCUUGGUCGGCAUGGGUCGGACCGCGCUCAUGGAUGUUGACGAGGGUGACGACCCUGGACUUCCCUACGAGACACAGGACGGUCCACCCAGCAACCCCCUGGAGGGAGUCGCCCUCACCGUAUCCUGGGACGGGACGGCAGGUGAAGCCACAGAGUGGCCCGUUUGUGAGCCUGGAGGCAGUUAUUCUCGCCCUCAUAAGGUCUACUGUGACCGCUACUUCACCUGCCAGAAUGGGCAGCCCUACCUUGGACAGUGCCUGGACGGGUAUGGCUUUGUACUUUUCAAAGGUUGCAAACUGCUACAUCAAGUGACUUGCGAAAAGGGAAAGAGAUUACAGGCACCAAAAGGGCGAGGAGUGUGUGAAAGACUCUUUGGAAUAUAUCCAGAUCCCAAAAAUUGCAACCGUUUCUACAAAUGUGACAAUGGUACAGCCGUACCAGAUUCAUGCCCACGAUCCCUAAUUUUUGACAAUAAUAAGAAAGUUUGCAGAAGACCGACCGAUGAGGAGAUAUUUCAAUGUGAAAGACCCACCGAGGCAUCAACUCUAAUGGUACCCCUCCAGCCUGCGGAUUCAAUGAAACCAGUGUUGUUUAAAUGCCCCAUACAUAACAUACUCGAAUUUGGUGAUCAUUCUCGCCACCCUUACCCAGGCAAUUGUCACUUUUUCAUCAUGUGUUUACGUGAUGGAACAAUGAAAGUAGGCAGUUGUGAACCAACAACAGCUUAUAACCCUGUUACGAGCAAUUGUGACUCAAUAUCCAAGGUUCCAAAUUGUACUUAGAUUGACUGGCGGUAAAAUUAAGUUAUAACAAUAUCCAUAUUGAAAUGGUAAUGUAACAAUACAGUGCUAUAGAUAAAAUAAAACCUUGUUUGUGCUACUAAAAACUUUUUAAGAUAAAUCCAAAACUCUUAUUUAAU